Messenger RNA from Enterobius vermicularis (human pinworm), 411 nucleotides. Lineage: Eukaryota; Metazoa; Nematoda; Chromadorea; Rhabditida; Oxyuridae. The record is from the annotation of a GenBank genome assembly.
AUGGGCCGACCACCAAAGGCUAAAGCGUCCGUGUCUCCAAAAAAGUCAAAGAGUCCUGCCAAGAAGCAGAAGCGAUCAAAGAAAGUUUCCAUGAUGGUAAGAUUUAAACAAUUGUUCCUUAACCAUCUCUAUUUUCAUGACCCCAAUGCACCUAAACGUGGUAAAUCUGCAUAUAUGUUUUGGUUGGCCGACAAUCGACCGCGUUUAACAAAGCCAGGAAUGUCAGUGGUUGACGUCACCAAAGCUGCUGGAGAGGAAUGGAAGACGGUCAGCGCACAAGAGAAAGCGAAGUAUGAAAAGAUGGCUGCUGAAGACAAGAAACGUUACGAGAAGGAGAUAAAAGUCUAUAAGGCUGGAGGCGGAACUUCGAAAGAAUCGCCAAAGAAGGCUAAGGGAAAGAGCAAGAAAUAA